Messenger RNA from Cuscuta campestris, 2078 nucleotides. Lineage: Eukaryota; Viridiplantae; Streptophyta; Magnoliopsida; Solanales; Convolvulaceae. The record is from the annotation of a GenBank genome assembly.
CGGUAUCCGUCCGAAGUUGAGGGCGUCGCAUUUUGACCUUCCACGUUCUGAACGCGCGGCGUCGUUGACAAUCGACGGCUCCGUCAUCGGCCAUCGGCCUUCAUUUUCGCGGUGCUUCUCUACCUCCGACCAGCUUCCGUUCGUCCCCGACGUUUAGAUGCAGAUCACAUUUGAAGUUGGAAUCAAAGGAUAAAAUGGCAGGUAAUGGUGAUCAACUUCCUAUAAUGUUGUUUUGGGGUGGAGAAAUGGUUAAGCACGGAGAUCACAAGUCUGUAGAUUAUUCAGAACCACCAAAAACUGUGUGUUUCUUGAGUCGCACUAGCAGGCACGAUGAGCUUUUGGCGGAAGUGCACACUGCGAUGAACACAACUGAAGAUCACAGAAAGCUCACCUUGUUUGGAAGGUACCCGUCAAUGAUUCCAGGGGGACAAGUUUUGUUUGUUUCAUUUCCACUCACUAACAAUCAAUCAUGGCAUUGGUUUUUGGAAGCAACAUUGCUUUUCCAGCCAGUCCAUGUGUAUAUUGUUGCUGAAAAGAAAACAACAGAUGAUAGAAAUCUCAAGAAGAAGCAUAGAGUUGGCUCUUCAGGUUGUGCUAAUGACCACAUUUUGGAUGGUGAAGAGGAAGACAUGUUGGAUGAUGGAAGAGUCAUGAAGAUUCGUAGGGGUUUCCAGGGUGUAGCAAUUCGUAGGCACUGUAUUAGCAAGGCCAGUUCCUCAUAUCAGGGUGAUGAAGAUGCGGUCAACGGUGACAUUGUUGCUGCUGAUAUUGAUACACCAGCCACUGUUACAGAUUCUGCUGCUGUUAGUUCUUCAACACAUGCUGUCGAUACUACACCAGCUACCAUUACUACACCAACCACCGUUACAGCUCCUGCUGCGGCUGAUACACCAGCCACGGUUACAACUCCUGUCGUGUCUGCUGCACCAAAUGCUGCUUUUGAAAAUGAGCAAAAGACUAUAAGGUUGGAAGUUCUCCUGAGUCAGUUAACUCCUCGAAAUUCUCUGCGGGUGCUUGAACUAGUGAAAGAUGUUAACAUUGACAAUGUUAAAUCUCUUGUUGCUUUCGCUAGAAUGGCAUACAACAAAGCUGUCGUGGAGCCUGCUUUCUGUGAGAUGUUGGUAGAUAUUUGCAUUGCGCUUAAUUGUAUGUUGCCUGGAUUUACCGUGGAUGGGAAGGAGCUCAACUUUGCGAGAUGUCUCUCGAAUUGUUGCCAUAAAGAACUUCAGAGAGGCAAAGAAAAACUGAUGUUGGGCAAUGUGAAAUUAAUCACGGAACUAUACGUGAAAAACCUGCUAGAUGAAGGAAUCGUGCACAGCUGCAUCAAGAAAAUAUUGUGGGAGUGUGAAAAUCCAGAAGAAGAAGAGAUUGAAGCCCUCAGCAAGCUGAUGUACAGAGUUGGUGAAUCCAUGGACAACCCCCAAGUUAAGGAGCUUACGGUGAUGGACAUGUACUUUGAAAAGAUGACUAAAUUGUCAAACCACCCGGAUUUCUCCUCUAGAGUAAAGCAAAUGUUGGUUCAUUUGGUUGGACUGAGAAACAACAAGUGGGAGCCUAAAACCCCUGGCCUAGCAAUGACACUCCACGUGGGAGUCUCGAAGCCACAUCCGCCAUUUACUAUAAAAGUUAAAUUGUCCCACACUGUCUUAAAUAUGAAGGCAAUGAUCAAGUACCAUAGAGGGUACCUGUUGUGCCAGCAGAGGCUCCUCCUCGCCGACUUGGAGCUUGAGGACAACCGUACACUUGCUGAUUACAAUGUGCAGAGCUACUCCCCCAUUCUUCUCCGCGUACUUUGACGAACGUGUGUAUACGUGCAUUAUAUUAUGGUAGGAACCGUCAAUUUUACGAACGGGGCAUCAGAGCGCCCCCGGGUCAUCCCAUGACAUUGGUUCCCAAUGUCAUGGGAACCUUGGUGUUAUAUUAUAAGUCUGCAGUAGUAUUUGGCUUGUGUAGAAGUUGUUGGGUGUUCGGCUCACAGCAUUAUAGACGACGUGUUGUCAAUGUUUCUUUUUGGGAUAAGUAAUUUGUGGAACACCUAUAAGGCUAUAAGAGAUACCUCAUAAAUAGAUUUUCAAAUU